This is a messenger RNA of Mizuhopecten yessoensis (Yesso scallop), 3317 nucleotides long. RefSeq names its product leucine-rich repeat-containing protein 74B-like. The transcript is spliced from 13 exons. The record is from RefSeq and is a predicted model, not a curated record. NCBI's taxonomy places the organism in Eukaryota, Metazoa, Mollusca, Bivalvia, Pectinida, Pectinidae. The coding region runs from base 378 to 2081 and encodes 567 amino acids. Gene Ontology annotation, molecular function: calcium ion binding; protein binding.
UAUAAUGCUAAUAUUUUAUUUACCUUGAUCUACCGACAACAACGGUAUUAUCUACCCUUGUUGAUCCGCACCGAGUUUGAUUUAUACAUCACUCCUGUUUCAAGAAGCGGGUACUCUCGGGAUAAGUGUUGAUCUACAAGUUAUAAAGGAAGUGAAGACAGGUUUACCUGCUUAGUGUUGACAUAUCUACUUACGUCAGUACUAGGAGAGAGGGAUCCAGUCAAUAUUGUCAACUGCCUUUCACCUAGUAGGUAUGGCUUAUAACACAUAGACGGGGUACGCAUGAAUUUCGAAAACUGAACGAGGUACGCCGUAUCAACUAUUUGCACAUUGUUCCAUUAAUGUUCAAAUGAGUAGCAUGGAUCGGAUUGUGAAGAAUGAACAGCAAUAAGAAAAAGAGUGGAAAGGAUUCUAAUCUUAGUACUGUUAAGGAGGAAACUGACACUUACUAUGGAGGAGGAAUUGAGAAGAAUACAUGGAAACGUGAUGAUAAAUGGAAACCCGCCUUCAUCACAGCAGGGGAGAGAAAGUCCACAGUGUUAUCAGUCAAAGAGGAAGAAAAGGAAAAUAGUAUCGAACAGGAUAUAGAAACAAGUAGUUCGCCUUCUCCGAAACCAACUCCGGAAAUAGUUGAUGAUUUAGACUCCAGUAUCUUUUCCUCCGAGUCCGACAUCAUUUCCCCUGCUCCGUCCGUAAGUCUUUCACAGACAGUGUAUACAAAAGCGUGCAUCAAGCUAGGUCUUGUACCGUCAACGUAUUUCUUCAAACACCUGACAGAGGUUGCCUUGGUUAUGCCUCAUCACGGGAUAGGACCAAGAGGUGCAAAGGCUGUAGCCAUAGCACUUGUACCAAACCAGACCAUUCAGAAGCUGGACCUAUCCAGUAAUGCUAUUGGAAGCGAGGGUCUAGCCCAUGUACUCGACAUGUUGUCCGGCAACUCUUCGAUCAAAGAGCUGAAUAUAUCCGGAAAUGAAUUGCUUUCGGCUGGUGCCAAAAUGCUCAAAGAAGACUUGUCUCGUCAUCGCUUCCUAACCAGUUUAGAUAUAUCGGCUAAUGGUUUCAAUGAAAAGGACGCCGAUGAAAUAGCUGAUUUACUCAUAGACAAUUCUAACCUGAGACACCUAUCUGUAGGGCACAACUCCUUUUCGGAGGGUGGAGGUGUAGCUAUUGGCAAAGCCUUGGAGGAAAAUUCAAGUCUUCAGUCAUUAGAUUUGCGAUGGAAUCACCUCCGACAAACCGGUGCAGUUUCUAUAUGCUGGGGUCUAUACAGUAACAAUACGCUGAAAUCCCUUAAUCUGUCCUGGAAUGGUUUUGGAAUGGAAGGUUGCCAUGAGAUGGGGAAGGUACUCAUGCGGAACCGUGGUUUGACAGAGCUCGACUUGUCUGCUAAUCGAAUCGGACUUGAUGCAUUCCGUCAACUUCUAAGGGGAAUCGUCAAGAACCGAAAACUCCGAACAAUUCGGAUUGGUAUAAAUCCUAUCACGACAGACGGUGCGACAGCAAUACUGCGAGCUGUCUGUGCGUCCGAUUCAAACCUCACAGAGAUCGACAUGACAGAUGUUUCGGUCGACAAUGACUUUGUCUCGCUCCUACAUGAAGUUCAGAAACAACGACAAAUGAAAGUGACGUAUGGUAAUCUGUUACGUCACGACGAGAUACGUCGUGGAAACUCGAGCUGGGUGCUGGAUAGUGACGAUCCAGUGGCCAUCUUGUUUGAGUACAUGAAGCAGAAGAACUUACGUCUGAUCGACCUCCUCCACAAUCUGGACAAGGACAACAGCGAGACUUUGUCCAGGGACGAGCUCCAGUUAGGACUUUCUAAUAACGACAUUCCAUUGAGCAGUCGAUCCUUGGACAUUUUGAUGAAACGUCUGGACGCCAACAAUGAUGGACACAUCACAUUUGAAGAACUUGCUGUAAAACAUAAGGAGUAUGUUCGGAGGGCGAUGAGAUUACGUGUGCAGGCAGAUGAAAGUCUCAGUCACUACAAGAAUUUUGACAAACUAGAGCAGAUCAGGGAGGCGGUCAAACUCAAGAUAGCUCUCAGUGUCACUACGAGGCCAAACGCUUUCAACAAGUGAUAGAAAGGGGUGUCGUGGUCCUAGAUGACGUAAUUUACCACGGCUAAUAUUACAUCAACGUUAUUUGACACUUGUUGAAGACGCUGGUUACCCAGCAUCAGGCAUGAGGUAAUGGUAAUGUGUAAUGCUAAUUAAUUGCAAUUAAUUACAUUUCGUUAAGUAAUUGGAUGUAAUGUGUAAUUAAGGAUUUUUUUAAUUACAUGCAAUAGUAAUUUAAUUAAUUACAUUGAAAAAUGCAUGUAAUGCCCAAUUACUUCUAAUUACUUUUCAUUACUUUAAUGGCCGGCAUACGACAGCUGAUAUCAUUUUUAUUCAUUAAGUGUGCAUGGGUUCAUGUAUUGAUUUUGAAGAGAAAUCGGGAAGAGCAUCAAGGGAACAGGCAUGACUUCAUUUCCUUCAAAAUAACGUUAGCGAAGAGUGUCCAGAUACAAUAAUAGAUUUAGUGUUGACUCGAUAGCAAGAUUCGGACACUGACACAAACAACUUUGCAAUUUAGACACUCCUUAGUUUCAAUAUAAUGUUAUAUCUUGUGUGCUAUGUGGUUUAUAGAAUGUGCUGUAUUACUCAUAAUUGAUAAUCACAUCUACCUACUAGCAUAAUAAUAGAAUAAUUGCAUAAAUGACAAUUACCAUUUCACAUUGUUAAUAGAAGCAAUAGCUGGCAUGACAGGUAACGUUUUAUUUUAAUGUCAAGGACGGUUUAAUUGUAAUGUCAAGGACGGUUUGAUUGCAUGCUAGAACACGUAGGAGUUAAAAACACACUCUUAGGGUCAAAUGCAAUUCCUGAUCGAACAGUAUUGUAUUAUGGAAUCCAACUUCGUCAUUUCAAUUUAAUAAUCAAGACGACUGUACCAGGUACCCAACCGUUACUCCGACAUAGGAAAGAGUUGGAUAGAAAAGGCGAGGGUGGAUGGUUUAAAGGGAACUCAACUGUCAACAUUAAAUUGUCAUAUUUUUGCAAAGGAACCGCACGGGAUAUAUAAUUUUUGUGUGAUAAUUCAGAAAGUGUACACUAUAAGGCGUUACUGGUGUGUUUGCAUGCUAUGUGUGUGGUGUUUGAUCACUUCUAUAUACAGUUCAUUGUUAUAAUCAUCGCAGUUCAUCUAACACAAAUUGUUAAGAUCGUUAUGUUUCAAUGUCUUCGUCAAGUCGACCCUGUACGUCAGGCGACCAGGCAAGCAUAAUUCUGUGUGAUAACGUUUCAUUGUAUGCUUAUUGUUUUCAAAUAAAUUAUUCU